This is a messenger RNA of Alnus glutinosa, 1332 nucleotides long. Its product is annotated as general transcription and DNA repair factor IIH subunit TFB4. The record is from RefSeq and is a predicted model, not a curated record. The transcript has 11 exons. Gene Ontology annotation, cellular component: transcription factor TFIIH holo complex; transcription factor TFIIH core complex. Bases 116 to 1006 code for a protein of 296 amino acids. NCBI's taxonomy places the organism in Eukaryota, Viridiplantae, Streptophyta, Magnoliopsida, Fagales, Betulaceae. Gene Ontology annotation, biological process: regulation of DNA-templated transcription; nucleotide-excision repair.
GACUGCAGUUCAUAUGAUCAUAUCACUCAUCAGAAAAAACAAUUGCAGAGAAUCCCCAUCCUCUCCCAUUGCGUUAAGUUCCUGCGAAACCAACUACAUUUGAUAGCAAAUUCUCAUGGCCUCCGCUCCUUCAAAGCUCUAUGCAGAUGACGUCAGCCUCCUGGUGGUACUGUUGGACACUAACCCUUUCUUCUGGAGCUCUUUCUCUUUCCCUUUCUCCAAGUUCCUGUCUCAUGUACUUACGUUUCUGAACUCGAUCUUAGUUCUGAACCAAUUCAACCAAGUGGUGGUGAUUGCUACAGGGUGCAAUUCCUGCGACUACAUCUAUGACUCGUCUAUGGCGACGAGCCCCAGUAUCGAGAGCGGAAGCAUGCCCGCCCUCUGCUCCGACUUGUUGCAGAAAUUGGAAGAGUUUGUGACCAGGGACGAGCACUUGGGCAAGCAAGACUCUCUAGGACCCACCACGUCUUCGCUGCUAUCGGGCUCCUUGUCUAUGGCUCUUUGUUAUAUACAGAGGGUUUUUCGUUCGGGACCACUCCAUCCGCAGCCUAGAAUUUUAUGCUUGCAGGCAUCCUCAGAUGGACCAGAACAAUAUGUUGCAAUUAUGAAUGCAAUAUUUUCAGCGCAGCGCUCUAUGGUUCCUAUAGAUUCUUGUUAUAUAGGUUCUAACAAUUCUGCCUUCCUCCAGCAGGCUUCUUACAUAACUGGUGGUGUGUAUCAGAAACCCCAACAACUGGAUGGGCUGUUUCAAUAUCUCUUGACAGUUUUUGCGACUGAUUUGCAUUCUCGUACCUUCUUACAGCUUCCUAAGUCUGUUGGUGUUGACUUCCGUGCCUCGUGCUUUUGCCAUAAAAAGACAAUCGACAUGGGCUCUAUAUGUUCUGUAUGCUUGUCCAUAUUCUGUAAGCAUCACAAGAAAUGUUCGACCUGUGGGUCAGUAUUUGGUCAGGCUCACUCAGACGUUGCAUCGGUUUCCAAUCUUAAGAGAAAGACCCCAGAAACAUAAUCUACAGUGUAAUAUAUUGUGUUAUUGAAACUGUAUGUCUGAUUUGCAUUUCCUAGCAAUAGGUUUUGUCAGCCUUCUUGUCUUGAGCGGCUUGGGAACCUGAAAUAUGUUUGGCAAGACAAUUUUAGGUCUACAUCACCAAUUUUGCACCCAAUAGCCUUGGAUCGGAGUAGAGCAUAUUUAAAAAAGAAAUUGUUUUAGGAAGGAGCAAUGGUUAUGUUGCAAGUAACAAACUGUGCUAAAUGAGAGCAGCUGUACAAAAAGGUGCUUGACAAUUUUGGAUCUUGUGUAUUAAUUUUAUGUCGGCAAAGCAUAUUGCUUCUAUA